Messenger RNA from Homo sapiens (human), 2737 nucleotides. It is a transcript of the gene SLA2, whose product is annotated as Src like adaptor 2. The transcript has 8 exons. Gene Ontology annotation, biological process: T cell activation. Gene Ontology annotation, cellular component: late endosome; plasma membrane; cytosol. The record is from RefSeq and is marked reviewed. NCBI's taxonomy places the organism in Eukaryota, Metazoa, Chordata, Mammalia, Primates, Hominidae. The coding region runs from base 404 to 1189 and encodes 261 amino acids.
AGUCGGAGCUAGAGCUCCAAGGACCCCACGCCUGUGUCUCUGUGACAGAGCUCAAAGGGCCCUGGGCCUUCCCUCCCUGGCUCGGCUGUGCUUGGGAGGGUUCCCCAGUCCAGAAUCCCUAAGGAGCAUGGGGCAGCUGAUCCAUCCCUGGUGUACAAACUGCUGACUGCAGACAGAUGCUGAGCUACCCAAACCAACACCUAGCCUCUCCCUGAAGAUCCUCCCAGGCUGAGAGAGUUCUGGGUGUCCUAGGACCAAGGACACUGGCAGACUUCCAGAAGGGCCCCCAAAGCCCUAACCUGUCCAGCCAGAGCAUGCGUCUCAGCAGAGCUGUCUUCCCAAGCCUUUGAUGACAAACCAAUUUCCCUCGAUGAUGUGCUUCUGAGUGCUCUGCUGAGGAACAAUGGGAAGUCUGCCCAGCAGAAGAAAAUCUCUGCCAAGCCCAAGCUUGAGUUCCUCUGUCCAAGGCCAGGGACCUGUGACCAUGGAAGCAGAGAGAAGCAAGGCCACAGCCGUGGCCCUGGGCAGUUUCCCGGCAGGUGGCCCGGCCGAGCUGUCGCUGAGACUCGGGGAGCCAUUGACCAUCGUCUCUGAGGAUGGAGACUGGUGGACGGUGCUGUCUGAAGUCUCAGGCAGAGAGUAUAACAUCCCCAGCGUCCACGUGGCCAAAGUCUCCCAUGGGUGGCUGUAUGAGGGCCUGAGCAGGGAGAAAGCAGAGGAACUGCUGUUGUUACCUGGGAACCCUGGAGGGGCCUUCCUCAUCCGGGAGAGCCAGACCAGGAGAGGCUCUUACUCUCUGUCAGUCCGCCUCAGCCGCCCUGCAUCCUGGGACCGGAUCAGACACUACAGGAUCCACUGCCUUGACAAUGGCUGGCUGUACAUCUCACCGCGCCUCACCUUCCCCUCACUCCAGGCCCUGGUGGACCAUUACUCUGAGCUGGCGGAUGACAUCUGCUGCCUACUCAAGGAGCCCUGUGUCCUGCAGAGGGCUGGCCCGCUCCCUGGCAAGGAUAUACCCCUACCUGUGACUGUGCAGAGGACACCACUCAACUGGAAAGAGCUGGACAGCUCCCUCCUGUUUUCUGAAGCUGCCACAGGGGAGGAGUCUCUUCUCAGUGAGGGUCUCCGGGAGUCCCUCAGCUUCUACAUCAGCCUGAAUGACGAGGCUGUCUCUUUGGAUGAUGCCUAGGCCCAAAGGAGAGGCCAAAAGGGAAACCAAGGCUGCACACCUAGAACCCCAAUUCAGCCUCCUGGGCACCCCAGAGGCAAGGCUGUGCACUCAGGGAGGGAGGGUGGGACACAGAGGUGCAUCUAGGGUCCCACCUGUACCCUUGCUCUUUCCUCUCUUAGCCCUUAGAAGUCACCUACUUCCUUCCAGUGCCAUGAUCCCACCUGCGACCUCUAGUGCGAGUGCAGAGAAGGUGGGACCAGGGCCAGGGUUCCAAAAAGAGAAUAAGCCUCCUGGGGGGUCUGACCUAGUUAGUUCUUGAGUUUGGGGUUUCCAGUACCAUCUGGAUGCCCUGCCUGUUGAGCCCCAUUCUACAUCCCCACCAUUAACCAGGCCCCACCCACAAGGUAGAAACAACCCCUAGAGUCAACGAGAAAGUCAUUUUCAGAAAAUCUACAAGUCUCGUUGAGACCACCACCAUACCUCAGAAGGUAGGACUGUGGCCUAGAAGGGAAAGGAAAGCUGAGAUGAUGUCUUACCGUAGCAGCAGAUCUUGGAUGGUCCAGGCUCUAUGUGACCUCCAGAGCAAAGAGAAAGACUUCGGACAGUCUAGGUCCUCAAAUGUCCCCCAUUGAGGACAACAGCCCCAGCUCUUUUUCUUUUUUUUGAGACGGAGUCUUGCCCUGUUGCCCAUGCUGGAGUGCAAUGGCACGAUCUCAGCUCACUGCAACCUCCAUCUCCUGGAUUCAAACAAUUCUCCUGCCUCAGCCUCCAGAAUAGCUGGGAUUACAGGCGUACACCACCAUGCCUGGCUAAUUUUUUUGUAUUUUUAGUAGACAUGGGGUUUCACCACAUUGGCCAGGCUGGUGUCGAACUCCUGACCUCAGGUGAUCCACCCACCUUGGCCUCCCAAAGUGCUGGGAUUACAGGUGUGAGCCACGGCACCCAGCCUAGCUCUCAGAUCUCUAUUUCAUUUUGUGGCUUACCAUUCCCUAGCACACUGGCCUUGCCAUCUUGUGGCCGAAUAAAAAAUAACACCUCUUAAGUCUAGCACACUGCAGUGAGGCCAGGCACCUCAGUGCUGGGCAGGGGCAUCAGAAGGUGCUAAGCCCUCUCUCCACAAUGCCAAGACGGAGACCACAGCCUACACCAAAUCCAGCCCUUGAUUUCCCUGCUGCCUCCAUAAACAGAAAGAGGUCUGCUGGAUCCGCUAAGGGAUCAGGGAGAGGAAGAAAGAGGGAUGGGGUGGGAGGCACCCCCUCCAGUGCUCCUACUGGUUCCCAAGCUACAGGUGGGGUGGGAAAGGCUUUAUCAGGUAUCAUCAACAGGUUCUCAAUUAAAGAUUUGAUUUAUUCAAGUAUGUGAAAACAUUCUACAAUGGAAACUCUUAUUAGAUGCUGCAUGUACUGUGCUAUGGACCACGCACAUACAGCCAUGCUGUUUCAGAAGACUUGAAAUGCCAUUGAUAGUUUAAAAACUCUACACCCGAUGGAGAAUCGAGGAAGACAAUUUAAUGUUUCAUCUGAAUCCAGAGGUGCAUCAAAUUAAAUGACAGCUCCACUUGGCAAA